Ornithorhynchus anatinus (platypus) is the source of this 2240-nucleotide messenger RNA. RefSeq names its product TGF-beta activated kinase 1 (MAP3K7) binding protein 2 (gene TAB2). The transcript is spliced from 6 exons. NCBI's taxonomy places the organism in Eukaryota, Metazoa, Chordata, Mammalia, Monotremata, Ornithorhynchidae. The coding region runs from base 84 to 2168 and encodes 694 amino acids. Gene Ontology annotation, molecular function: K63-linked polyubiquitin modification-dependent protein binding; ubiquitin binding. The record is from RefSeq and is a predicted model, not a curated record. Gene Ontology annotation, biological process: positive regulation of protein kinase activity.
GCAUGGACUGAAGAGAUGACUUCAAUUCCUACAAAGGCCUAGAACUGCCUAUCGAACAACUGUCCUGAUCAGGCAAUAUACGAAUGGCCCAAGGAAGCCACCAAAUUGAUUUUCAGGUUUUACAUGACCUGCGACAGAAGUUUCCUGAGGUACCUGAAGUUGUUGUAUCCAGAUGCAUGUUACAGAAUAAUAAUAACCUGGAUGCCUGUUGUGCAGUUCUCUCACAGGAGAGUACAAAGUAUCUCUACGGCGAAGGAGACUUGAAUUUUUCGGAUGAUUCUGGGAUUGCCGGUCUACGAAAUCACAUGACUUCUCUCAACUUGGACUUGCAGUCGCAGCAUGUGUAUCACCAUGGAAGAGAAGGCAGUAGAAUGAAUGGAAGUAGGACUUUAACGCACAGCAUUAGCGAUGGGCACCUCCAGGGUGGUCAGUCCAACAGCGAACUGUUUCCACAGGAGCCACAGACGGCCCCCGCUCAAGUUCCACAGGGCUUUAACAUCUUAGGAAUGCCCAAUCCAUCUAGCGUGUCUAAUUCAGCCCCCCACCUCGGAUUUCACUUAGGCAGCAAAGGGGUAUCUAAUCUUUCUCAGACCCCCCGAUUCAAUCCCAUAAUGGUCACCUUAGCCCCAAAUAUUCAGACUGGUCGCAGCACCCCUACAUCUUUGCACAUACACGGGGUACCUCCGCCCGCUCUUAACAGUCCACAGGGAAAUUCAAUCUACAUUAGGCCUUACAUCACCGCGCCCAGUGGUACAAGUCGACAGGCACAGCAGCCUCCUGGCUGGGUGUCUCAGUUGAGCCCCCUGCACUCUCAGCAAGUCUACCAGCCUUCCCAACCUAGCCCCUGGACUACUUUUCCUUCAUCCAGUUCUCAGUCACAUACCUCAGCCCAGCAACCCAACCAGCCAAACCAACCAGGCCACCAGACCUCUCACGUCUACAUGCCGAUCAGUUCACCCACCACCCCCCAACCGCCCCUGGUUCACUCGUCCGGCGGCUCUCAGUCUUCUGCCCACAGCCAGUAUAACAUCCAGAAUAUUUCAACAGGACCUCGGAAAAACCAGAUCGAGAUCAAACUUGAACCCCCACAGAGAAACAAUUCUACAAAACUGCGUUCGUCUGGACCCCGCCCCUCUGCCAACGCUCCCUCUGUCAACAGCCAGACGUUAACUAGAAGUCAGCCUACUGUUUACAUAGCCGCCAGCCCCCCAAACGCAGAUGAGAUGAUCUCCCGCAGUCAACCGAAAGUCUACAUUUCAGCCAACGCCACCGCGGGAGAUGAGCAAGUUGUGCGGAACCAGCCCACGCUUUUCAUAUCCACGAACCCUGGAGCAUCUGCCGCCACCAGGAACAUGUCCGGGCAAGUAAGCAUGGGCCCUGCCUUUAUUCAUCACCACCCGCCCAAGAGUCGAACGGGAGGCAACCCUGCAACUUCUCCUCGAGUGGUGGUCACUCAACCCAAUACAAAAUACACUUUCAAAAUUACCGUUUCUCCAAAUAAACCCCCUGCAGUUUCUCCGGGGGUGGUGUCCCCAACAUUCGAACCUACGAAUCUUCUAAACCUUCCUGAUCAUUACGUAGAAUCAGAGGGUAUUCAGCAUCUUACUGACCCUGUUUUAGCACAUGUGGACAGGAUCAGUGAGGCCCGGAAGCUCAGUAUGGGAUCUGAUGAUGCUGCCUACACACAAGCUUUACUGGUACACCAGAAGGCCAGGAUGGAACGACUUCAACGAGAACUUGAAAUUCAAAAGAAAAAGCUGGAUAAACUAAAAUCUGAGGUCAAUGAAAUGGAGAAUAAUCUAACGCGAAGGCGCCUGAAAAGAUCGAAUUCCAUUUCCCAAAUUCCUUCACUUGAAGAAAUGCAGCAGUUGAGAAGUUCUAAUAGACAGCUCCAGAUUGACAUUGACUGUUUAACCAAAGAGAUUGAUCUUUUCCAAGCAAGAGGACCACAUUUUAAUCCCAGCGCAAUUCAUAACUUUUAUGACAAUAUUGGAUUUGUAGGUCCUGUGCCACCAAAACCCAAAGAUCAAAGGUCCAUUGCCAAAACACCAAAGACUCAAGACAUGGAGGAAGAUGAGGGAGCUCAGUGGAAUUGUACAGCCUGUACUUUUUUGAAUCAUCCGGCCUUAAACCGUUGUGAACAGUGUGAGAUGCCCAGGCAUUUCUGAGCCAAAAGGCCCAAUAUCUUCUCUAAAACCCUACCACAUUUAUAAGGGACUAUUCUGUCACUGGGGGAUGGG